AUGCAGGCCCUUCACCGAGCCGUCAUGAUGGGUUCUGGUUUCCACGAAUACAUGAGUGGCCAAGGUCUUACGGAAACAUUGGCGGCAACGUCAUUAGAGAUGAAUGAGCAAAUUCAGGUUCGGCAAUGGCGAGAUCUCCCUGUUGUCAAUUUCUUAUCUGGAUUGGACCAAGAUUUGGUGGACUCUCUGUGUGAGGAAGCGUUGCCAGACGAUCGCGUACGCUUCAAGGCCUACCUGAGCGAGAAGUUGCUGGGUAUCGGCAUCAUAACAGCUGGACCCGGUUUUGGCAAGACUACGGCCGUUGCGGCUGCGGCAUUGGCUAUGCGUCUCUCUCUCGGACCGACUGCCUGCUCAGCCCCCUCGCACGUGGCCAUCACUAACUUGGCUGAACGUCUCGAUAGGACCUCGAUUUCUGUCUCCCAGAGGAUCAACAAUCGCAAGGCUUCCCAAGAUUCGUCGCGUGCACGUCAGACUUUCAUCCUCCGCGUGUUCAAAUUGGAGAAUGAGUAUAAGGCAUUCCUUGCCCUUCUCAAGAAACCAGGCAGCGGGGAUAAAGCUGCACCCAAGAUCCGCGGCACGCCUGUGAAGUGGACAUUCAAUCUGUCGCUUGCCUAUUGGCUCUUAGUCCUGCUAAAAUCACCCGCGACAACGAGGCGGCUCGUGUCGGACGACUCCUUGGCUCUGCAGGCGAUACAACGGGACCUCGAUGUGCGCCAGGAUUUCCGAUAUGUCCGCGAGCUGUGUGCCAAUCGCAUCGACUACGACGAGUUCUCCAGCUGUUCCCAGCCUAGCAAAGAUGCGGUUCUGAAAGUCUUCCAUCGACUCAUCGAUGCGGCUGACAUGCUGUGCACAACUCCCAGCAUGUUCUGCAAUGAAGCCCGCGUUGCGAAGUGGAACGCGGGAAAAGCCAGGGCCGUUGCAUUUGACGAAGCCGCCAACAUGACACGCGGCGACAUCAUUCAGGUCUGGGGGAAUGACCUGUUGCCGUGCCUGUUCGGGGGCGAUCCCAAGCAGCUUCCGCCGGCCGUCAUGACCAGAGAAGAAAAGACUGCAGAGGGGCACGUUUACAACCAGCUGAGCCGUGAUGCUACGGUGUCUGGUUUAGAGUUUCUUCAGGCAUCCGGCAUCCCGGUUUACCGUCUUCGGAAGCAGCUGCGUAUGACAAAGGCAUUGUGGGAUAUGGUGGGCGGCAUCAUCUAUUCGGACCAGCCAAUCGUAUAUGGUGAUCAAUGCGACAUCCAUCUGCCGCAGUACGAGAUCGGCCGGCGACUGGAGUCCUACAUCCAGUCGCAAUAUCCUGAUGUUCGGACUCCCGCCGAAAACACAUUUAGUCCCUUGUUCAUCCACUGCGAAGGCACCAGUGUCUUUACAAACCCUGUCACACAUGGCAAGAAAUCCGAUGAUCAAGUCACGGUAGCUCUCGACUUUGCGUCGGACUUUGUCAAGGAAAAGGCCGUCGAUGCCUCCAAAGUCAUUGUCCUCGCCCCAUAUAAGGACAAUGUACAACUCAUUGAACAACGGCGGAAACAGGAAAAGUACGCCAAUCUUGCGGCAAUGCGUCCUGCAUCCUCCAUCGACGCCUUCCAAGGCCAAGAAGCGGAUAUAGUCAUCGUGGUAAUGGGCACACGCGCAUUGAAUCCAGGUCCUGGCUUCACAAAGGACCCUCGCCGCCUCAAUGUGUUAUUGACCAGGCAACGAUGUGGUUUGGUCAUGAUAGGUGAUAUCAAUGUGGCUGGGUCCAUGGUCAAGCCAAAGAAUGCAAAAGGACCCAAGCUGAAGGAGGGUGAAUAUUGGGUCUGUAUUCCUGGCAAACCUAGGGUGAAAAUGACGGCAAAGGAGCUGUGGAAGGUACACAAGUACCUACAUGACCGUGGUCGGGUGGCUACAAUUAAAGUCAAUGUAAAGACGCCACAAAAAGACAAAACACAAGCUGGACAAAGUGGCUUGGUAGCUUUUGUAGAAAGAAGUUGA
Colletotrichum truncatum is the source of this 1971-nucleotide messenger RNA. Its product is annotated as DNA helicase. Gene Ontology annotation, molecular function: 5'-3' DNA helicase activity. NCBI's taxonomy places the organism in Eukaryota, Fungi, Ascomycota, Sordariomycetes, Glomerellales, Glomerellaceae. The record is from RefSeq and is a predicted model, not a curated record.